Molecule: messenger RNA, 1893 nt
Organism: Macrobrachium nipponense
Lineage: Eukaryota; Metazoa; Arthropoda; Malacostraca; Decapoda; Palaemonidae
Product: E3 ubiquitin-protein ligase RNF168-like
Exons: 8
Coding region: 41-1342 (433 amino acids)
Source: RefSeq, a predicted model, not a curated record
UGUUGUACGUACUGCAUUUUGUUUCCAGGAAGAAGAGACGAUGAAACUCAGGCAGAGGAGAGCUCAGGAAGAACAAUUAUGCCAAGAAGAUGAAGUUCUUGCUCUGCAAAUCAAGGAAGCUGAAAACCAAGUUUUGGAAAAGAGAAUGCAAGAUAUACAACUGAUGUGUGGAAAUGAUGAAGAAUUAGCACGUCAGAUUGCACGCCAGAUUGAGGAAGAAGAAAAGGCUAAGGCCAAGCCCUCUACAAAACUAGCAGCAACACCUGCUAAAGGUCCAAUGGACAUGUACAUUGGUCAGAAGACUCCAAGUUCCCAAGGUAAAUUGUUGUUGCCAGAUAUGAUGCCUCAUUCUUCGAAAAUGUCUCCUAAGAAGAACAAGUCUUCAAGACAUCCAGGUAAUUAUGCCACUGCUCCAACGCCCAUGCUUGAGGCCUUGAAUACACCUUCCUCUUCAUAUUCAUCUCAUAAUACAUACAGUAGCAGGAACAACUUUGGAUGUUUUCCCCGCAACAACUCUGCAAGUAGUAAUGACAGCAGUGACUUGAGACAUGGAAGGUCUCUAAGAGAGAUAACAUCAUCGCAGAGCUCAGAAUCUGAAGCUGAAGACCUGUUACACGCAACUAAGAUCAAGAAAAAGCCCCGUGCAGCAACAUCAGGGAAAGAGAAUGUCAUGGACUUGGAAAAUGAAGAUCCUCAUAAAUCAGAAAGACUCAAAUCAAGAUUGUGUAGUCCCAAAAGAAUGGAGAGACAUAAGAAAAUGUCCAAGACAUUUAAACUAGAUUGCAGUGAUACUGAAAUUGAAACCAAGAGUAGGAAAUGUCCAUCAGAUGAUGAAACCGACAUAGAUGAAGAGGAUCUUGACUUCGGAGUGGAGGAGAACUCUAAGAAAAUCAGGGAUGUACCCAGAAGAGAAGUAGGGGAUGAAGAGAGAUCCCAAGAUAUCAGGACGAUACUAGAAGAGAGUUUUGAAAUGGAAGACAAGAAGUCAGACGAAAAUGGGCUGUCUGUGGAUGGCAAUAAUGUUUCUUUGGAUUAUUCUGUGCUUUUAAAUGGUGAAGACUUCAGUGCUGAUAUUGAAAAGUUAAAAGAGGAACAGCUGAAAAUUGAAGAACGUUUGAAACAGGAAGAACAAGAUAGGUUAUUAGCAGAAUAUCUGCAGAAGCAGUUGAAUCAAAGUUCAUACCAGGUUGACAGAAGGCGUGGAUCAGAGGAUGAAUAUGCUCUGCGAAAGAGGAAGACUGUAACUGGAUCACAAAAGUCUACUAAGAAUAUAAAGUCACCUUCUCACAAAAGACAGACAACACUUAAAGAAGUAAUGGCCAAACGGCAGAAAAGAAGUUAGGGUCUUUGGGUGCUUGUAAAUUAUGUAGUUAAUUUUCAUAAGCUUAGUUUUAGGUUUUUUUGGCAAGUGUGACAAUGGCGUCAAAGUUUCUCGCUCUUUACAUUUAUAUGACUUGUAUAUACUGUAUCAUAAAUUUAUCCUUAUUUUUAAUAUACUUAUUUGCUUCAGGUAGUGUUUGAGAGUAUUGUUGUAAAUUAUUUUUCUGGGGUCGUUUAUUUAUUUUGUUGGCUUUAUUAAUUUUUAUGAUGUCAUAAAAACAAGAACAAAUGAUUUUGUGUUGAAAAUUUUUCAGUGUAUCAUCCGUAUUUGACCCAUAUUGACAAUUUCUAUCUGUUGACUCAUACUUACAAUUUCCAUCAACAUAAUAUUCCUUACUGUAUGCUCAAAGUGUAGCUACAACUAUCAUAUUGUUUUCAAGAAUUUUGUUAAAACUUGUGAUAUGUGAUGAAAUCCAACAGCUACAUGUCAAAUAUGUAAUGUCUUGUGAUAUGCCAGUGAAAAUUACCUUUGUUAUUUGUUUAUAGUAGACAUUUAUUGAAGAGAUUAGUUCA